UUCAUCCCUAUAAGGCAGGUCAUCUGAACCCUCCGGCACUUCGCUAAAGGUCUCGGCCCUCCACAGACGGCCUUGCCCUUGUUACCUCUUGUAAUCAAUUGACUUUUCGACGCCACAGCCACUUACCCGCUUUGAUAAGCCGCGCUGCGUCUACAUAAGCCACUUAUCGAAACGCUUGGGCCAUACUCAACACAUGAUUUAAACCCCCAACUUCAACCGAGAACGUCUUGACGACCUUACUCACCCUUCUUUCCCGCUGCCCUUUUCGACCCUCAUCAUCACUACACCCACACCUCAACAUCAACACCGACACACUUUAUCUCUGUCUGAGACAGAAUGCAACGCGUUCGAAAGCUAUCGAACUCGUUGAUGAAACCGCUCUCGGGCGACCGGGAGCGGGAGCGCAACAAGAAAGCCGAGAUCGAACGAGAAAACCAGCUCGUCGCCGACUGGAAGCACCUCAACCAGCGGCAAGGCGCCAUCCUCAACCGUUCGACCUCGAACCCAACCAAGAGGGGCGCCUCCCUCUCCCGCUCAACCUCCAACCCGCUCUCCCCGAAGGCAUCCGCCUCCACGUCCAAGCACACUCCGCCCACUCGCCCCACCAUCAUCCACCCCGAACCCGCGACCGAGCAAUCCCGCCAACGACUCCCGACGCGGGAGGAGAUGGUGCAGUUGCAAGAGGCGCGUCGCCACGCGGGAUACGGGCCACUCCCUGACCCCAACAAGAUCAAGGGCGUGCGCGCGGGUCCCAAAGCGCACGUACGCCGUAGCGCGAGCGAGUCGCAUCUCCCCGUGCUGAGUUACGUGCCGUUCCUCGACCGCAAGCCCACGCCGAUGAUGACCGAGGCGGAGCUGGCGCGGCAGCGCAAGGCGGCGGAGGAGCAAACCGCGGCGCGCUUGAGGGCGGAGGACGGGUGGCGCGAGAGGCGGCUGCCGACGGGUGGCGAGAGGGACUACCCGAGCGGCGACGAGAAGGUCAGGGAGAAGGCGGGCGAAUUGGCGAGGAUGGCAAGGAAGCAGGAGAAGGAGAAGGGCUCGGUGAAGACGAAGGGCGGUGCGCUCAUCUCCCCGCCUCUCACGAACACGAACCUUCGUGAGGACUCGUACAGUAAGCCGCCACACACUGUUUCCCAGCCUCCCCGCAAAUCUUCGUCGUCUCGAACGCCCAGUCGCCCUUCGGAGACCCCGAAGCCUAUCGACUAUGGCCUGCACCGCACAUCUUCGGAGUUGGCCGUGGACCGAUUCCUGAAGGAGCAGCAGCGUGAAGCGGAGAUGGAGCGCCGCGACGCCAUGGUCGCUGCAUGGAACGCCGCCAGCGAGCCUCAGCACCGGCGCCGACCGUCGCACGACACCAACAAGCCCACGGUGCCUCUCAAGAUCCACAAGAAGGCAUCGAGCACGGACAUCACCAUGUCGUCCCCCGCCGUCCUCCCGCCCCGUCGCUCAGCCGAGUCUGACCGCGUCGCUGAUCAUCGCGACCAUCGCAAACGGGACCAGUCUGCGCACAGCACGCGCCGACGCGAGAACCCUGGUCCACCCCUGUCGAACUCGCACCUCUACCGCGAGGAGUGGGUCACUGAGAAGAUCCCGCGCCAGGACAAGGUGGCCGUCACCUCGAGGUCGAAGUCGAGGGACGUCCCCUCCGCUUCUCCGGCGCCUGCUGUCCAGGCCACGCCCCCCAUGUACCCCCACAUGGACGUCUACAUGGGGUCAUCGACGCCGGCGAGUCGCCAGAGGCAGCUCAGUGGCGGCAGCUCGAUGGGCUCCCUGAGCUCGCUGGGCUCGCCACUCCGCCAGCCACAGCCGAUGUCGCUGUCGCCCCCGCGCAUGCAGCGGCAGAUCAGCACCGGCAGCUCGACCGGGUCGUCGUCCAAGUCGUACCCUUCAGAGAUGUUCUCGCUCCUCAAGCGACCAGCGCAGAAACCUGCUGCCACUCCGCCCCGUCAGGGCGCGGCACCGCUCCCAAGCUCGCGAAGUAGCCCUGGGACGUCCACAAAGGAUGUUGCAUCGCCGAAGAAGCCGACCCGCCAGCCCUCGAGCUCGUCCAUCGCGCAACGAAGGGAGAAGUCGGUCGAUCGCAUCGUCAUCUACCCGACGGACCCAUAUGGCGUGCCACUCGAGAAGGAGCUCCCGGAGACUCCGUCGCUCUAUACGCCGACCAACUUCGGCCCGCCCUCGCCUACGACAAAGAACUAUGUCGUCCCUCCCGUCCCGAGCCUCCCCAGGUCCGUGCGCGUCGGGAUGAGCGCGACGCUCGACACGCCGUUGUCGUCGUUGCACCUGUCGCCGACGACCAAGCUGAGGCAGCUGCCGGGCGUCCACCAUUCGGUGGAGGUGUCGAAGCCCCGUGCGUCUGUCGUCGCUGCCAGUGGCUUUAUGGCAGAGAUCGUUACCCAGCCUCUGCCGCUGCCCAGAAGCUCGUCGUCCCACCCCAAGAAGCACGAGCACCGCGAGCGGUCGAGAGGUCGACAUGAGCGGCGGGAGGAGAGGCGGGAGGAGAGGCCAGCAGCGGAGCCUGCCCAGCAUGUCAAGCGCAUAUAUGGCCCACCGGCCAGCGCUAGCAGCGAGCAAGUGCAGAGGGUGUACGUACCGCCCGCCCAUGCCACGCAGCCGUCCAGGAGGAUCUACGCCCCAUCGACUGCGAUCGAUCGCACGAGGGCGGACCCCUCCGCGGUGUACGGCAGCACCAGGUCUCCCCCGGCGAACACAUCGACGCUCAAGAGCAAGCGGUCCGACUACGGCGGCCUCUACAGCGGAUACUCGCGUCCCUAAAUGCAUCCCGGAUCGCGUUCCAUCAACUUCUCUCAAGUCCCAAGUGCUCUAGACCCUUGUAACAAUACGUCUUUUCUCCAUUGUCCUCCCAGUUCAAUCGCCUCGCAUCUUCGGCGUCUGUACAUCACCUUCGCAUUUGCGCUCGCCCGAUCGCACGCGAGCAUACCACUCUCCUUAAUCGCCCAUGUUAUUUCGUUUCGAUGUGUCGCGUCGCACUGCGGCCGCUUUCGCUCGCUAUGCCCCCCUGCUCUCCGUUAUUUGCUCUACAUAUAUGUAUCGCUC
Messenger RNA from Rhodofomes roseus, 3057 nucleotides. RefSeq lists its product as uncharacterized. The record is from RefSeq and is a predicted model, not a curated record. The transcript has 4 exons. Bases 337 to 2775 code for a protein of 812 amino acids. Lineage: Eukaryota; Fungi; Basidiomycota; Agaricomycetes; Polyporales; Fomitopsidaceae.